Molecule: messenger RNA, 1071 nt
Organism: Scleropages formosus (Asian bonytongue)
Lineage: Eukaryota; Metazoa; Chordata; Actinopteri; Osteoglossiformes; Osteoglossidae
Gene: puraa
Product: purine-rich element binding protein Aa
Biological process (GO): regulation of transcription by RNA polymerase II
Cellular component (GO): nucleus
Molecular function (GO): DNA-binding transcription factor activity, RNA polymerase II-specific; purine-rich negative regulatory element binding; RNA polymerase II transcription regulatory region sequence-specific DNA binding
Source: RefSeq, a predicted model, not a curated record
UGCCAUUGGCGGUCUCUGUCAUUGAGGGAUAAAAUCAGAACAUGAACAGUUACAUAUCUCGCGAGAUCGGCGGCGUGGCGUGGCGCCUGGCAGCGGCGUCUGCAGCAGACGGAGGGAGAAAGGCAGGCAGGCAGGCAGGCGGCGGCAUCAUGGCGGACAGAGACAGUGGAAGCGAGCAGGGAGGAGCGGCCACGGGCCCGGGCGUCGGCUCUGCACGCGGCGGCGGCGGCAGCGGCGGCGGCGGCGACGGGCGGGGCGGGCUCGGUUCCGGGCUGCAGCACGAGACGCAGGAGCUCGCCUCCAAGCGCGUCGACAUCCAGAACAAGCGCUUCUACCUGGACGUGAAGCAGAACGCGAAGGGCCGCUUCCUCAAGAUCGCCGAGGUCGGCGCCGGGGGAAACAAGAGCCGCCUCACGCUCUCCAUGUCGGUGGCGGUCGAGUUCCGCGACUACCUGGGCGACUUCAUCGAGCACUACGCGCAGCUGGGGCCCAGCAACCCGGACGUGGCGCAGGACGAGCCGCGGCGGGCGCUCAAGAGCGAGUUCCUGGUGCGCGAGAACCGCAAGUACUACAUGGACCUGAAGGAGAACCAGCGGGGCCGCUUCCUCAGGAUCCGGCAGACCGUGAACCGGGGGCCCGGCCUGGGCUCCACGCAGGGCCAGACGAUCGCGCUUCCCGCGCAGGGGCUCAUCGAGUUCCGCGACGCGCUCGCCAAGCUCAUCGACGACUACGGCGUGGAGGACGAGCCGGCCGAGCUGCCCGAGGGCACCUCCUUGACUGUGGACAACAAGCGCUUCUUCUUCGACGUGGGCGCCAACAAGUACGGCGUGUUCAUGCGCGUGAGCGAGGUGAAGCCCACGUACCGCAACUCGAUCACGGUGCCCUACAAAGUGUGGUCCAAGUUCGGCAGCACCUUCUGCAAGUACGCGGAGGAGAUGAAGAAGAUCCAGGAGAAGCAGCGGGAGAAGCGGGCGUGCGAGCUGCAGCAGCAGGGGCCCUCGGCGGCGGCGGCGGCGGCGGCAGCGGAGGAGCUGCAGGCGGACGACGGGGACGAGGAUUGACGAUGGACGG